Molecule: messenger RNA, 1365 nt
Organism: Rhizoctonia solani
Lineage: Eukaryota; Fungi; Basidiomycota; Agaricomycetes; Cantharellales; Ceratobasidiaceae
Product: 3-beta hydroxysteroid dehydrogenase/isomerase family protein
Exons: 7
Coding region: 1-1365 (454 amino acids)
Biological process (GO): steroid biosynthetic process
Molecular function (GO): 3-beta-hydroxy-Delta5-steroid dehydrogenase (NAD+) activity
Source: RefSeq, a predicted model, not a curated record
AUGCCCGGUUGGAUUAUCCUUGGGGUGACUGUUUCAUUUGUCGUGUAUCUAUUGGCUCUUCAUAGACGUCUCACUACUCCCAACCCAUCUGCGCUUACUUAUAGGGGUCCGCCUAUUUCUAGUGAUGACUUGGUCAAAGUGACUCUCCCCACGCCCCAUGACAUUGCUGAAGCGAUAAAAGCGCAUGGCCCUGUGACUGGAAAGGCAUACGUCGUAGUUGGGGGCUCAGGCCUUGUCGGCCAAUACAUAGUACGAACACUACUGGCGCGCGGCGAAACUCUGGUCCGCAUCAUCGAUGUUGUUGAGCCGAAGGUGGCCGGCAAUUCGGAUGCCAAUGCGGUGGAUAGUCUAUCUCGUGCCGAGUUUAUUCAAGCAGACGUGACCGACUACCAGUCAAUCGCAGAUGCCAUAUCUCGACCUUUCGGGAACACCGGACGAACGGCGGAGGCGGUGAUACAUACGGUAGCAUUAAUCAGAAAUUUUGAGCGCCUGGAAUAUCUUAAAGAUCUUAGCUAUCAAGUAAACGUCGAAGGGACAAAGAACGUCCUUAGAGCGUCGCAAGACCUUGGAACUGUUGGUUCAUUUGUGUACACGUCUAGUGCUGGGAUAUUUGCUCCUCCCUCAAAUUUCUUACGGCUCGGAGUUCUCGGCUCUCGAGGAAGAGCUGUGUUCGGGGAUGAUGCGCCGGAGGACAGUCCGAAGACCAAAAACCACUAUACCAAUACAAAGUUUGAGGCCGAAAAAAUAGUCCGCGCUUCAGAUGGUGUCAAGAACAUUCGUACAGGUGUUUUAAGGCCCGGAAUGGCUAUAAUGGGGCCCGAGUCUAUAUUUAUUUCUAUGAUCCUUAAAAACACCGGAGUCAACCCUACUUGGGGAGGAAAACAUAUGAACAGCAUGGUAAACGCAUGGGAUGUUGGUCGCGCUCACGUCCAAUUAUCGGAUGCUCUCUUCGAGCGCCCAGAAGACGUUGCCGGACAAUCAUUUGCAAUAACAGGUGAAGCGGCCAUUUAUCCUCUUUCUGAGGUUUUGAAAAUGAUGCAGUUUUAUAGCCAACACGAUCUAAAGUUCCAGCCAAUUUCGGAGCUAAUGAUGUAUUUUCUCUCGUUCUUUGUUGAGGCAAUCCUACUAGGUCGAUACCUCGUUCUCAAAAUGGUGACUAAUAUCACUGGAGGCCAAUUAGCACCAGUGCCUAAAUGGGCUGUGGAAACCAAACUACAAUAUAUUCAACCGGCGAUGUGGGAUCUUAGUCUCAUGGAUAUAAUCAUUGAUGAUAGUCGUGCUCGCAAGAUUCUUGGGCAUUAUUGGACGACAGAGCAAACAGUCAGAUGGGUUGUGGAAGUGGCAGAGGGGCGCUAUCCCUGGUAG